This is a messenger RNA of Micropterus salmoides (largemouth bass), 2259 nucleotides long. RefSeq names its product melanocyte inducing transcription factor a (gene mitfa). Bases 151 to 1269 code for a protein of 372 amino acids. The record is from RefSeq and is a predicted model, not a curated record. The transcript has 8 exons. Gene Ontology annotation, molecular function: protein dimerization activity; DNA-binding transcription factor activity, RNA polymerase II-specific; RNA polymerase II cis-regulatory region sequence-specific DNA binding. Lineage: Eukaryota; Metazoa; Chordata; Actinopteri; Centrarchiformes; Centrarchidae. Gene Ontology annotation, cellular component: nucleus. Gene Ontology annotation, biological process: melanocyte differentiation; regulation of transcription by RNA polymerase II.
GAGCAGCCGUUGUUUGCCCAUCACCAGGGUCAAGAGCGCAGGGAGGACAGGGAGAGGAGGACCACGAACUUUCUACACCACAGCACCCAACACACCUCCACCGUCCAUGUCACACCUCCCUGUGACCAGCCUGCUGUAAGCCAGAAGCCCAUGGAAGUUCUCAAGGUGCAGUCCCACCUGGAGAAUCCCACCAAGUACCACAUCCAGCAGGCUCAGAGGCAGCAGGUGAGGCAGUAUUUGUCCACCACCCUGGGUGGUAAAUCUAGCAGCCAGUGUCCCAGUCAGCCCCCCGAGCACGGCAUGCCACCCGGGCCUGGAAGCAGCGCCCCCAACAGUCCAAUGGCCCUGCUCACCCUCAGCUCCAACUGUGAGAAAGAGAUGGAUGAUGUCAUUGACGAUAUUAUUAGCUUGGAGUCAAGUUACAAUGACGAUGUUCUUGGACUUAUGGACGCAGGACUCCAAAUGAACAACCAGCUCCCCGUGUCGGGUAACCUUCUUGAUGUGUACGGCAACCAAGGACUUCCACUCCCGGGCCUCGCCAUCAGUAACUCCUGUCCACCCAGCAUUAAAAGGGAAUACACAGAGGCUGAAGUUCGUGCUCUUGCUAAAGAGAGGCAGAAGAAAGACAACCACAACUUAAUUGAACGAAGACGGAGAUUCAACAUCAACGAUCGCAUCAAAGAGUUGGGAACCUUGAUACCCAAGUCAAAUGAUCCAGACAUGCGCUGGAAUAAGGGCACUAUUCUGAAAGCCUCAGUGGACUAUAUCAGGAGACUACAGCGGGAGCAGCAGAGAGCCAAGGAGAUUGAGUGCAGACAGAGAAAGCUGGAGCACGCAAACCGCCAUCUGAUGCUUCGUAUUCAGGAGUUGGAGAUCCAGGCUCGUGCACAUGGUCUUACAGUGGUCUCGUCCUCAUCUGUCUGCACUUCGGAUUUGAUGGGCCGAGCCAUUAAACAGGAGCCCGUCCUCGGCGACUGCCCCUCAGAUCUCUACCAGCAGAGCUCAGCUCCUGACAUGUCCCCUCCAACCACACUCGACCUCAACAAUGGCACCAUCACCUUCGACCACAUUCCUGCAGAUGCUGGGGACCCUGGUGCCUAUGGAAACUCCAGGACCUGUAAAAUGAAGGAAUUGGUAAGGGACAACACCCUGUCGCCAGUUUCCCCAAGUGAUCCCCUGCUGUCCUCAAUGUCCCCAGAUGGCUCCAACAACAUUAGCAGCCACCACAGUUCCUGCUCUAGUAUGGAGGAGAAGGAGCACUGCUGUUGACAUUGUCUAGUGCCAUGAGCCAUACUGACACUUUCUAUCUGUAGCAUCCCGUCAAUGAGGCACCGCACCUUAAAGUGACUUAAAUGGAUCCACAUGACUAAGUAGAUUAAGGAACAUCUGAUAAUUAUUUUUGGCUGAACUCUAAUGUUUAAAUACUGUAUGUUAAUGUGACUGAGACAUUUCGGUUCCUCCAUUGUUCACAGUAUUUUUACAUUCUUCUAAUUUUGAUGCCGUAUAUAUUAACAGUCCAGAAAAACUUGACAAACAUACAAGAGAUUGGUUUUCUGUGAGGAAUCUUUCAUUUAUAUCGGCCCACCAAUUAUGUUGUCAUUGAUGUUUUCUUAUUCUAACAACUUUAACUUCAUUUGUACUCUAUGUACUAGUUUUGAUGAGUAAAGUAACAAAACACGUGAAAGGAAAAGUAGUUCUCAACAUUAUAAGGUAAAAUUACCUUAUACUGAUAAUGUACUAUAGUAUUUUUUAACUAAAAGAAAGAAAGAAAGAAAGAAAGAAAGAAAGAAAGAAAGAAAAGAAAAUUAUUGCUUUAUUUUGGGUUCACAAAAGACAAACGCACUGGUCCACUAGCCAAAAUUUCCUUUAUUUAAAUUGAGUCCUCUAUGUAAAAGUUAAAUAAUUCCGGACAUAAUACAUCACAAAUUUAUAAUUAAAGCAAAUUCUUAAUAAAUGCAAAAUAAAACUGAUAAAUGAGUAAAAGAAAAUGUGAUGUGUAUGCUAACAAAGGAUCACAGCCGCAUUUGCCAAAAAUGUAUCAAUUGCUUUGAUUUCGUGUUUGUCUUGCAUAACUCCUAGUUUAGUUGAUGUAUACACAGGGGAAUCUUCUUUUGUACACAACUGGUUGAUAGCAUAUGUGAUAUUGUUGUUAAUGUUUGUAAUAUAUGACCAGUAUUGUAAAAAAUACACUUGAGAUGCCGAUAUAUUGCAAAAAGUGCCUUUUGUAAAAAACAAUAAUAAAAUAUUGUGUGAAAACUA